This is a messenger RNA of Orbicella faveolata, 12048 nucleotides long. RefSeq lists its product as uncharacterized. The record is from RefSeq and is a predicted model, not a curated record. Lineage: Eukaryota; Metazoa; Cnidaria; Anthozoa; Scleractinia; Merulinidae.
AAUCGCAUAUUUGCGUCUAGAUCGUACCAUAUUCACCCGACCCGUAAAAAGCGUCGCCUUGGGUGUGGGAACAUCAACAGAGGACGAAGAUACCUAUCUUAUGGCACCCGCCUUUUCUACGAAAAAACGUUCGAGAAGUUGGGAUUCCUUCUAGCUCGUAAACCAUGGGUUGUCCUUCUUCUGUCGCUCAUGGUUGUUACUGUAAGCUGUCUAGGAUUCAUUCGCCUUCGCGUCGAGCAUCCCUCUGUUGAACGCUUCACUGCGACUGACAGCCAGUCCAGGAAAGACUUACAUCAUGCAGCACAGUUCUUUCCUCUUCUUGAAGCGCGCCAAGAACAGAUCAUCAUGGUCCCUAAACAUGGCCAAGAUAUCCUCAGUGAAGAUUGUUUGAAAGACGCCGUUCUCGUCCACCAGACCAUAGAGAACAUUACUGGCUAUAGUGAAAUAUGCUCCAGGCAAUUGCUUCCAGACAAACCAGAGGAACAUAACUGUAUCAUCAGCAGUCCUCUCGAAUUAGCUGGCACAAAGUUUGAAAAUCUGGGGAACCUUUCUUCAAUUCUGGUUGGUGAGUUGGCGAAUUCCACUGUCGUUCUCUCCUCUGGCCAAACUUUCAAUUCUUCCUUUAAGCGAUUGUUGAGUAAUUUUAAAGUUCAACGGAAAACAGAUCCACCGACUGCUCGGGCCGACGCUCUUCGACUUAUUUACUUCCUUAAAAAGACAACCACUAAAGAAGACGACGAAUCAGUUGUGAACUUUGAAACAUCUUUUGAGAGUCUCCUCUCGUCGUUGGGACGUCACUUAAAAUGUGCAGAACUCGUCUUCAAGACUGGAAAAACAAGAAACGAUGCAUUGGAAAGCGUCUUGACAGUGGAGCUAUUGCCACUUUAUGUUACAGCAGUGGCAAUGGCUGUUCUUAUCUUUACUCUCAUAUUCCUUUCCUUUGAUAAUCUCAGUUGCCUAGCAACAGUGUUACUGAUGAUUUCAUCUAUUGUAUUCCCCAUGACCUGUUCUGCGGGUAUCAUCUCAAUGACCAACACAUCCCUUUUCCCAACGACACUGUUUAUUCCCUUUUUUCUUGUGGGAAAAGCAGUCUCAGACACAAUACUAUUUCUUGUGGAAUGGGAGCGGCAAAAGAAAGUGCCAUCACUUGAACAUCGAGUCAGCUCCUGCUUUACUAGAGCGGGACUCCUCACUGCAUUUUCGGGGCUAUGUGGAACUAUUCUUUUUGGGAUUGCGAUCAAAUCUCCCUUUGAUGUGAUUUCAGAAUUUUUCGUGGCAACACUAGUAGCCUAUGUAUUAGUUUCAUUAGCAUCCUUUGCGGUAACAGUCAUAGUGUUGAUGUAUUUUGAAAGCAGGUUGGAGAAAUUGAACAUUCCUUGUCUGCGAUCAAGUAGAAGAAGAUCUUCAAUAACAAGCCUUGGAGGCUUAGAACAAGGACUCGUGCAAUGCCCAAAAUCGAAAAUUCGACGCGUCGUGAAAGGCCUUACACGGAUAACAACGUCCCUUGGUGGAAAAAUUUUGUCACUUUUCAUUCUUGCCUGUAUCCUAGGUUUGUGUGUGUUGUCUGCUUCAAAGCCUGAUGAGCGAACGGGCACCACCGAAUCACUUAACCAACUUGAUCAUUUCAAACAGUUUAAUGAGGCACAACUAAAGUACUUUGGUAAAGAAACCGAUACAAGCAUCGUAUUCUCGGAGGAUAUUGACUAUUCACAGAACACUGUACAGAAUAAAAUAAUAAACCUUUGCGUGGAACUGCAAGAAGCUUCCUUCUACGAGGGGCAAUCAUUCUGUUGGAUGGCCGCCUUUCGGCAGUGGAAACAACGUCAAAACAUGACCUGCUCAAACUCAGAAUUCUACCGGUGCUUAGAACUUUUCCUCGAUCAAAUCCACAACGGCCCCUUUCGACAAGACUUACGUCUCGAGGAUACGGAGUCUCAGCCUAGAAUUCUGGCAUCUCGAAUCCAUCUCAAGAUAGAACUACAUAACCGAUUUCGAGAAGACAGACGAUCACUAGAGAAACUUAGAAAAUAUUUGCUGGAACAGUCUUCCCUGGAAGCAGUACCAGUCUCCGAGAAAUUUUUUGAUCUUGACGACCUCUUUCUGUUGGAACGAGAAGUAGUCAUCAUAGUUUUUAUAACUGCCACGGUAGUAGUGUUCAUGUUUUCUCUAUUCUCAAACGCAAGUCUCGGAAUUAGUCUCUUCCUGGCAGCAACAUUUGAUUUUCUCGUGUUAGAGGCAGCAGCUAUAAUGCAAGCGUGGGGAAUUCAUCUAAACCACAUCUACUUUCUAUCUCUUUUCAUGACAAUGGUGCAAGCCCUGAAUUUCAGCAAUCUGGUGGCUAAUUCAUUGGUAUUUUCAGCAAAGUUAAAAAUACGAGGUCGGAUGGCCGAGGCCCUCUGCUCUGUUGGGUGGUCUGUGAUAACUGAAGCAUUGAUAACAACAUCUGGAUCAGUUUCACUGGGGUUUAUUUACCCAAGUCUAUCUGAAGUUUUCCAUCGUCUUGUCCCGCUGGUCCUUAUUCUGGGGGUGACUCACGCCCUUGUUAUUUUCCCGGCAAUAAUCGCUCUGUUCCUCCAGUUGGUGCACAGUUUUGAUUCUCAAAGUGACAUACAUAUACAACCAACUCCCAAGGAACAAACCGACGAAGUAUCGUUGCAAGUACGAAAUGGCGAUAUACAUCAGCUCAGGUCUAAACGCCCUGGAAUUUCAGUCGUUGGCAUCAGCUGCAGAUUUCCCAGAGCAAAGAGCAAGGACGAGUUUUGGCAUUUACUUGAGCAAGGAAAGAGUUCGAUUACUGCGUACCCCGAGAACAGACCCGAGCAACAUAAGGCCUUCUUUGAGUACUACAAUCCUAAGCGGUUUGUUACAGGACGCCAUUCUGUUGUCAAAGGUUCCUACUUAGAAGAAAUAAAAUACUUUGACAACAAGUUCUUUGGUAUAUCCGAUCAGGAAGCCCGUGGAAUGGAUCCUCAGCAACGAAUUCUACUACAAGUUGUAUAUGAGGCCAUUGAAGAUGCUGGAAUGCGACUGGAGGAUCUUCAAAAGUGCAGAACAGGGGUGUUUGUCGGCGUGAUGAACCUUGAUCACUCAAAACUCGGAUCAGAUCCAUCAAAUUACAGCAUUAUGGACCAAUUUGCCGCGACAGGAAGCACAUUGUCUAUUAUCGCCAACAGGGUGUCCUUCUGUCUAAAUCUGACAGGUCCAAGCUUGGUCGUUGACACGGCAUGCUCUUCAUCCUUAACUGCACUCAAAAUCGCCUAUGACAACCUGCACAAUGACGAGUGCGAAAUAGCCAUCGUUUGCGCACCUAACAUUAUCCUUAGUGAGAUGGUUCAGAUAGCAUCCAGUUUAGGUGGACUCCUUGCCCCUGACGGACGCAGUAAAAGUUUUGAUGCUUCAGGAGAUGGCUAUGGAAGAGGAGAAGGUUUUGCAGCAGUUAUUUUGAAGCUGUCGCAUGCGGCUUUGAAUGACAAAGAUGACGAAUAUUGCGAGAUCGUUGCCUGCGGAAUGAAUAGCGAUGGGCAAAACGCUGUACCGAUGACUGCUCCGAGUUCAAAGAUGCAAGCUGAACUAUCUAGAAGGGUUCUAGAACGGUCAGGAGUGGAUCCAGAAGACGUGGAUUUCUUUGAGGCGCAUGGUACUGGUACCGCAAUUGGAGACGUGAUAGAGAUUGACUCGAUAGCUGAUACCUACAGCAGUCGAACGGCAACGUCCAAACGUAAGUUAAGGAUUGGUUCUGUUAAGUCAAACCUCAAUCAUACAGAAUCUACUUCCGGUCUUGCUGGACUGAUCAAGGUCGCUCUGAUGAUCAAAGAGAAAAAAUAUGUGCCAACUGUUAACAUAAAUGUGCUGAAUCCCAAACUUAAGCUAGAAGAAAACGAGUUUGUAGUCCAACAAACCACUGAACCAUGGAUAACGGAAAAAGGAAAACCCCGAAUAGCAGCCUUAAACUCGUUUUGUUUUGGCGGAUCAAACGUGCACCUCAUCCUUCGCGAGGUAACGUCAAAACACUGCUCAAAGGAAAUGGGCGUUAAUCGCUUAAAUAAUGUCCUCACUUUGUCAGCACGUUCAAAAGAAGCUCUACAUAAGAUGGCACGAACAUACUCAAAAUGGAUCAAGAAUAAUGUAGAAGAUAUUGAUGAGCGUUUUGUGGAAAGCCAAUGCUAUUCUUUGAAUGAACGGCGCAGUCAAUUCCCACAUCGCUUGGCCCUUGCUUUUGGCUCUACUGUGGAAGCAUCCAAGUCUCUAGCAGACUACGCCGAUGACUCCGUGGGGUGGGAUAAGUUGGUUUCCUACUCAGAAGUGAAAUCCAAUGAUGGAAAGCUCGUUUUCAUGUUUGGUGGCCAGGGCUCUCAGUGGUAUGCGAUGGGAAGACAGUUAAUUGAAUGUGAAGCUGUCUUCAGAGAAGCUGUUUUGACGGUGAGUAAUUUACUCAAUAAGCUUGGUGUAAAGUGGUCGCUGAUGGAGGAGCUGAUGGCGCCAGAGGACAUUUCAAGAAUUUCGGAGAAUUACAUUGCACAACCAGCCACUUUUGCUGUCCAGUACGCAACAGCAAGUCUGCUUAUGUCCUGGAAAAUCCAUCCAUCCGCCGUCAUUGGUCACAGUUUAGGAGAGAUUGCAGCGGCCUGUGUUGCUGGGAUCAUAACAGUCGAGGAAGCUGUUCAAUUGGUGCUGGCCCGCUCAACUGUGCAAGAAAAAUCUCCCAAUAAUGGUGGUAUGGCGGCUCUGGGUAUGUCCGAGGAAGACGCCACGGCAUUACUUAUCGAACUGAAGUUAAGUGCUACACUUGACAUCGCCGCAGUAAAUGAUGCAAAGAGCGUCACAGUGUCUGGGGAAGCCCAAUCAAUCGAAGCAUUGGGUCAACACCUUAAAAUCCACGCCAAGAAAGAUACUUUCUGGCGCGUUCUUGGAACAAAGCGUGCUUUUCACAGUGCACAUAUGGAAACCAUCAGAAAGCCUUUUCAAGCAACCAUGAAACGUGUCAAGCUAAACCCGCAAUUGUCGAAAAUUCCUGUUUACUCUACCGUUGAGGGUGACGUUCUCUCAGGUCAGAAGUUUAACGGCGAUUAUUGGUGGCGCAAUAUUCGCUGUCCAGUCCAAUUCUAUCAAGUAAUGAAGCACCUGAUACACGAUGGUUUCAAGCAGAUUAUUGAGAUUAGCACGCAGCCUAUUUUAGCCCACUAUGUGAAACAGAUUGCUAGUCAAGAGAAUCUUAAUAAGCAAGAAACUCCAGUUGUCGUUGCAACUCUUCCUCGCAAGAGAGUACCUGUCAAAGGCCAACACCGGUGCUUUCUUCAGAACACAGUUUGUAGACUGUAUACAAUGGGAUUGCCCAUAGAUUGGUCUCUUGUACAGAAGAAUCCAUCAGCCAGGUUUGUCCGUUCCGUUAACUACCCAUGGCUGGAAAAGAAAUUUUGGUACAGGGAAAUUCCGCUUCAAACCAUAAUUCCUCCAAUUGGUGCUAAGGAAACCACAGAGAAGCGAGCCCAUCCUUUUCUAGUACAAGUGAAAAUGACCGAACUGUAUUCAGGCCUACAUUGCUGGGAGACUGAGAUUGACCUCUAUCGUUUUCCUACUUUAAAGGAUCAUGCUCUUAUUCAGGGAGGUGCUGUGGUGCCUGGAGCUGCUUACCUGGAAAUGGCCUUUGCUAUGGCGAAGGACAAGUUCGUAGAUGUUGCUUGCAUUGAACUUACUGAUGUGAAGCUUUUGAAUCUUCUCACCUUGCCCGAAACGCAGGUUAGACAGUUACGAUUACGUUUCCAAAAGGAGGACAAAAUUGAUAAGGCUCAGUUCUACAUUACAAGCUUACAGAAUGACCAGUCAGAGAUUACUCUGAGCAGCGGGAACAUUUCUUUGGAUCUGCUGCACAGACGCGAACAUUAUGAAGGCAAAGCUUUCGACGAGAUUGGUCCAGCUUUAGAGGAGCGGUUGACAAGUAUGACAAAAGUGACAACACAGCGCUUCAGCGAAACAUCCAAAAAGCUGGGAUUUAACUAUGGACCAACUUUCUCCCUCAUUAAAGAAAUAUGGCAGCGCGAUAACGAGGGACUCUGCUUGAUUGACAUCAGUGAACUACCAGCUAUUCAAGCAGAAGCUGAAAGUUAUGUUGUCCAUCCCUGCAUUUUAGACGCCUGCCUUCAAUCCUCUUUUAUUCCCAUUGGAAACUUGUUAACUGAAGAUACGUCCUUGGUGCCAGUGGGUUUCAAGAGCAUUACGCUGAGGGACGUGCCAUCUACCAAACAGCUGUACUGCCACGUGACUGCAGAUAUCACCACGUUUGGAAAAUUUGAUGUUACCCUCAUGAGUCCAUCCGGAAAAGUGUUACUUAAAAUAAGUGACUUUCGUGCUACAGAGUUGACUAGCACAGAACGUCCAUUUUCCUUUGAUGACCUUGCCUAUGAAGAAGAGUGGAUGGAGGUUGUUUUACAAAGGAAGAAGGAAACCACCCAAAAUCCGACUUGCAUUGUGCUGAAAGAUUCCUCCGUCUUCUCAGAUGCCUUAAUCACAAGACUUCAGGCAGCUAAAGUCAAUUUCGUCACAGUUGAUCUGCCAAAUGCUAGAUGUUUCAACAUCGAAGCAGAGGAAGCAAUCACAGCGGCCUUUGCGGGCAUACCACCUGACCAAUUAUCCAACCUUAGGGUCGUGAACACGUGGCCUGUGGAAACGAACCUUCUGCCGGAGAACUUGAACGUGAUCGAUCAAUCUCAACGCCUUGCCCUGGGCAGUUCUGUCUUCUUGCUCAAACUUCUGAUGGAGAAGGAGUGGUUGAGUUCUCGACUUUUCUUCGUCACCGAACGUACACAGCUCUUGAACGCCUGUCCGAAGUCUGCCAGUACUAUCCCGUGGAGUUCUACAGUCUGGGGUUUUCGACGAACAGCACGCCUGGAAGAGUUUGACAUCAGGAUGAUAUCUGUUGACCUCAGUAACAAAGAGGAUAUGCUCGAGGUAGAUUCAUUGGCUGAGGAGAUACUGGGUGAGAGCAUUGAAGAAGAGGUGGCCUUUCGAGAUGGAAAACGUUUUAUAAAUCGCAUGGUCAGGACAAAACUUUCUCCAGAGCAACCGACAAACCAGAAAAUGGAAAGCAAGAAGAAGGGCUCAUUGUACUUAUCAUGUAUCCCUUCGUCAACAACGCUCUGCCUGCGCGAGAAGAGUCUGUCGAAGCCAUCCAACUCUGAGCUUACAGUAGAUCUCCUAUAUUGCUGGACACCCUCGGAAUCACUGAUUGAUGUAGCCAAACCAAAAGGAUGUGUCUUCGUUGUUGGAAAGGUGACUGACCUCACUGGGGAGAGCAGGAAGUCUCAUGUACAGAUUGGAGACGAGGUGUGUGGUGUCGUCGCCUCUGGACGGGUUUCUUCUUCCCUUGCCAUUCAAGUCAAUAACAUGUUCGUAAAACCAACCGGCCUGACAAAGGAACAAGCGGCUUACAUCCCAGCGUGCCUAGCCAUAGCUUCCUAUGCUCUUCAAAGAGUAGCAUCAGGAGAAGAAAAUCAGUCACUACUGAUACACGAAGCCAACCGUGGCCCUGGGCCAGCAGCAGUUGCCCUUGCAAAAACACUCGGACACAGAGCAUUUUGCACCAUUCCUGACACUUGCCAAACGUCUACAAAAGCCCUUCUUCUUGAGUUGGGUGCGGAAAGUGUGGUCCAUCAAGGUUCCUUUUGCCUCAAUGAUGAUUCUUUUCAGAGCUUCGACGCCGUUUUGUUUUUUUACCCACCUGCUCCAAAUGCACUUCAAGAAAGUUGUCGUUCGCUCAAACGAGGAGGAAAAGUUGUAAUCUUGAGUUCCGAGUUUACUGGCGAUCUCGUAUUUACAGCAACUACAAAUGUCAGAUAUGAGAGAGAGGAUAUGGCAGACAUACUCAGGUCUCCGCAGGUUUACGAAAAGCUCAGUUUAGCAAGUCUUGAUUUGCUGAAAGGCAAAGAAGUCCUGGAAAAGCUUCUAGCAAUGCAGCUGGUUUCUGAAGACUUGUCAACAGCAAUUGAAGCCGUAGCCACUUCCUUCGACAAAACGUCAUUACCACAACAUCAAACAAACGCCUCCUCGAGCAUUUCUUUUCAAAUUCUCGCGUUUCCAUUAUCUGGAAAAAGAAGUGAUCUCGACAAGAUUCCUGUACUUCCAACUGGUUUAGAUGAAUGUGGCCUGAAAGAAAACAGAACGUACUUAGUGGCAGGAGGUAUUCGAGGAUAUGGAUUUGAAGUGGCUCGCUGGAUGGCGGAGAAUGGAGCAAAGUCUAUUGGACUUCUUGGCCGUUCAAAGCCCUCAGAUGCCAAAUGUCAAGAAGUGCGAAAGCUAGAGGGAAGGACAGGCGCGAAGAUACAUAUGUUCCAGAUUGACAUUUCCAACCAAGAGCAAAUGGCGUUCCUUAAAGAACGCCUUCAAUCUCUUCCAAGUGUGGCUGGUAUCGUGAUCACUGCCAUGGUUCUAAGAGAUGAGUAUGUCAAAGAUUUCACGUUUGAGGGCUUCACUGAUUCCAUGGGUCCUAAGAUAAAAGGUUCCUUCUUACUUCACCAAAUGAGCUUGGAAAUGGAUCUGGAUUUCUUCAUCAUGUUUUCAUCCAUGGCCUCGGUCUUCGGUAACGCGAAGCAAUGCUCUUACUCGGCUUGCAAUGCUUUUCAAGAUUCUCUUGCCCAGUACCGAAGACAGGUGCUCGGUCUACCCGGAUUGGCGAUAAACUGGGGACCAAUCAGUGGAGCUGGUGUGAUGGAACGAGAUUCCAAAGUGGCCAAAUUGAUGAGCAUAGGGGGACUUGGCUUUAUCCAUGCCAGAGAUGGAGUCAAACACAUGGCCAAAGUUCUUACUGAGGAACCGAGCCGCUUUCAAAUUACCCUGUGUGGUGUGGACUGGCCUCGCUGCAUGAGAAGUCUUGUCGGGCUAAAGAAGACGCCCAGAAUGUCGCUGAUCAAAGCUGAAAUUAAGGAUUCUGACAUUCAGACGCAUUCGUCAGAUUCCCUGGCGCAAAACAUCACGCUAGAGAAAGAUGAAGAAAAAAGACGCGAACUGGUCAUGGAAUACGUAGGCGUACUAAUGACUAAAUGGGCAGGAAUGCCUUCGGGUUCUGAGGUAGAUCUCAACAAGAGCUUGUACAACUAUGGUCUCGACUCAGCUGGGGCACUGACCUUGAAAAUGCAGUUUGAAGCCAAUUUGCAAGUUGCUUUUGAGAUUUUCUACUUUAUGCAGCCUGAUACGACCGUACUUAAAAUUGCAAAAGACGUCAUGGCCAAGCUUGGCGGAGAAGCACCUGGUGAACAACUUCAAAAUAACGUCAACCUAGAAAAUGAGCCUGCGCAAACACAGCCUGCACUGACCGACGCAUCCCGAUCUGCUGUCAUGUCAGAGAGUCAGAUUCAAGUUGUACCGCUGUACACUCCUGCGGGCGCAGCUAUCAAGUUCUUCUGUGUACAUCCGUCACACCAUUAUGCGUUAAAUCUGGCAGCGAUUUCUACGGGAUUUGAAGGCCAGGAUUUGGUAUCCUUCUAUGCACUGGGCUAUACUGACCCAACAGCAGUGAGUAGGGACUGGGGUGGAGUCCGUGAACUUGCUGCACAUUACGUUCAACUGAUCAGCGAGGAGCAGCGUCAUGGACCGUACUUUCUUGGCGGAUAUUCCUACGGUGGGCUUGUUGCCUACGAAAUGGCGUCGUUGUUGACAGAGCAGAACCAGAGGGUGGAGUUUGUAGCCAUGAUUGACACAUUUCCUUGGUAUCCGCGCUCGCGGACUGUCAGCAAUAGACUGGUUUCCAUGGUUGCUGAUCAACAAUUUCAACGUCGACAGGUUCAGCUUUCUUUUGAGAACUUUCUGACAAAACUGGCCGUAGAUUCUUUAAAGAUGGAGGCUGACGAAUUCAAAACCUUGAGGGAGAUGCACACUCAAGACUGGGUCAUAGAUGAACUGCAGAGACGAAGCGUUGAGAAGGGUUUCGCUAACUACAAUUUGAGGGCACUCAGGGAAGCUCUUCUAAAAAACCAGAUCGUUUCUUUUAGAACAUUCAAAGAAUGGCAGCCUGCUGAGGUAUGGGACAGAAUGCCUUCGGGUUCUGAGGUAGAUCUCAACAAGAGCUUGUACAACUAUGGUCUCGACUCAGCUGGGGCACUGACCUUGAAAAUGCAGUUUGAAGCCAAUUUGCAAGUUGCUUUUGAGAUUUUCUACUUUAUGCAGCCUGAUACGACCGUACUUAAAAUUGCAAAAGACGUCAUGGCCAAGCUUGGCGGAGAAGCACCUGGUGAACAACUUCAAAAUAACGUCAACCUAGAAAAUGAGCCUGCGCAAACACAGCCUGCACUGACCGACGCAUCCCGAUCUGCUGUCAUGUCAGAGAGUCAGAUUCAAGUUGUACCGCUGUACACUCCUGCGGGCGCAGCUAUCAAGUUCUUCUGUGUACAUCCGUCACACCAUUAUGCGUUAAAUCUGGCAGCGAUUUCUACGGGAUUUGAAGGCCAGGAUUUGGUAUCCUUCUAUGCACUGGGCUAUACUGACCCAACAGCAGUGAGUAGGGACUGGGGUGGAGUCCGUGAACUUGCUGCACAUUACGUUCAACUGAUCAGCGAGGAGCAGCGUCAUGGACCGUACUUUCUUGGCGGAUAUUCCUACGGUGGGCUUGUUGCCUACGAAAUGGCGUCGUUGUUGACAGAGCAGAACCAGAGGGUGGAGUUUGUAGCCAUGAUUGACACAUUUCCUUGGUAUCCGCGCUCGCGGACUGUCAGCAAUAGACUGGUUUCCAUGGUUGCUGAUCAACAAUUUCAACGUCGACAGGUUCAGCUUUCUUUUGAGAACUUUCUGACAAAACUGGCCGUAGAUUCUUUAAAGAUGGAGGCUGACGAAUUCAAAACCUUGAGGGAGAUGCACACUCAAGACUGGGUCAUAGAUGAACUGCAGAGACGAAGCGUUGAGAAGGGUUUCGCUAACUACAAUUUGAGGGCACUCAGGGAAGCUCUUCUAAAAAACCAGAUCGUUUCUUUUAGAACAUUCAAAGAAUGGCAGCCUGCUGAGGUCCGCUAUCGUGGUGCUCUCACCUACCUCAAAGCCCAAAGCGACCGCUUCAUGGGCGAGAUUUCUUCGGUAUAUGGCGCUGAGGAAGUAUGGGGCCAGCUGGUAGAUGGAGGCACAACCAUGCUCGUUUGCCCUGGCGACCAUUACUCCUUGAGUGAGUUACCCCAUGCUCACGUGACAGGCAGUAUCCUAGCAUCAGCACUCGCAUUCAACUACCGGAUGUUGUUCCCCGAAUUCCCCAGACCUACAAGAACAUUCCAUCAAAGACGAGCCGUGGAAAAGUUUUGCAGCGGAGUAAAAGUAUUCCUUCACUCAAAGAAAGGCAACAAAUGGCCACACUUUGGAGAACUUUUCUUCACCGAGGAUGCUCACAAACUUGAAUUGAGGUCAACAAUUGAGGAAGGAGGAACAGAGGAGAAUGAGAAAACCAAAAAGAUAAUUGACCUGGAAGGUCUCCGCAUGGUGCAGCCAGGACGACUUGUCUCCAGUGCCCAGAAGUAUGCCUGGCGCAAGCGAAGAGUUGGAGCUAAUCAAAGUGGGAACCUGGGACAGGUUGCGUCCGUCAUAACAGGCCGACGAGUUUACAACUUGGAAUUCACUGAUUAUUCCGAUUUAAAAGCAUUUUACACCAUGAUAGAAGCUGUAUUUGCUGUGACUUUGUUUACCAGUUAGAAUUGUAGUGGCAAACACGUGUGUUAAUUUUUCUAGCUAUAACAUUUUGACCAUUUGUUGUUCGAAUUCAGUUCGUACUUUUUGACACAAGUAUCAUGAAAUAUAUUUACAACAAACUUGCUUAGUUGCAACUUUACUGAUCCUUGUGAUUCAAUCAAAAUGACAGAGCCAUGAAGCGAUGCUUCUGUUAGAUUUCACUGUUAGUUGCAAAAGCUUAGCAAGUAGCCUUUUCUUACCCAAGCAUAAACUUAUUUACAAUUAAUUAAUAAAUGUGCGUGAUUAAUUACAACUUGCAGGUUCUCUUUGUCAUAUCGAAAGCAGUCAUUUUCACCAGUCUGUUUCUGUGACAUUCGACUAUUUUUGCAAGAAAUUUGCCUGUAGUUUUUUUAU